AUUAUUUUUUGGAGUCUGGGGACCAUGGCAUUCCUAAUCCACAGAUUCUUCAGUCUGGGGCAAAAAACAUUGACUGUACCCUGUUUUUUCUGCUGCACCUUCUGGCUGCUUAUAAAUUGCUGGCAUUCCAAAGCAAUGUACUCGUUUUCACUAUCCUCCUCGUUCUCAAUACUCUCGCUGUAUUCGAUGUUCAAAGAUUCCAAGCGCUUAAAGCAUAUAUUCUCAGCUGUCGAAUCGUUCUUUAGUAUUUUCUCCCAUGCAAAUGUGGGAUGUGCAUUGUCCAAGUUCAAGUAUUCCAGUGUUUCAAAAAACACGUUUGGAAGGCUCUGCAAGGUAUUCAACUCGAGAUUCAGCGACAAGUGCACGAGCUCGCAGGAAAACUGUGUUGCAGUAAAAGUCAUAGGGGAGGGGAUGCUGACGUGAACAAGCUGGUCAAUGUAAAGACUAACCAACUCAUCGUAAAAUGUGAUAUUGUUAUUACAAUCAUAAUGACCUAUCCUUAACCUAGUCACGCUUGGAAUAUGCUGAUUUAUACUGACUGCCAGAUUUUUGCUGCGCUGCAUCGAGAUAUUGAAAUCAUCAUCUAAAUGGCCCUUAAAUUCAUUGACGUCAAUGUAAAGCUGUGUAACGUGUGGGCACUUUAACACCUUGAAAUCCAUAAAUUCUUUUAGCAUCCCAAAUGUCGGGACUGUGACGCUCAACUCCUGGAGAGCUGGGAACUGCAAUUCACUCGAACUCCCAAUGCUUUGCACAUCAGGACU
Molecule: messenger RNA, 761 nt
Organism: Kickxella alabastrina
Lineage: Eukaryota; Fungi; Kickxellomycota; Kickxellomycetes; Kickxellales; Kickxellaceae
Exons: 2
Coding region: 25-423 (132 amino acids)
Source: RefSeq, a predicted model, not a curated record